This is a messenger RNA of Ailuropoda melanoleuca (giant panda), 2175 nucleotides long. RefSeq names its product ankyrin repeat family A member 2 (gene ANKRA2). The record is from RefSeq and is a predicted model, not a curated record. The transcript has 9 exons. Gene Ontology annotation, biological process: regulation of gene expression. Gene Ontology annotation, molecular function: protein binding. NCBI's taxonomy places the organism in Eukaryota, Metazoa, Chordata, Mammalia, Carnivora, Ursidae. Gene Ontology annotation, cellular component: nucleus. Bases 774 to 1715 code for a protein of 313 amino acids.
GGGCGAUGGGAGAGGAGGAAACUUGAUCCGAGGGCCAGACGGGUGUUGCCCUAGUGACCCAGAAGGGUCUUCUGAAGUGACCCAGUAUCUGUAAUACUCCGGCAAUAAAGACCGACCAGCGGCGGUGAAAAAAAACCUGGAAGGCCUUUCGGCUGCAGUGACGCGGAACAUCUUGUGGCCAGAAACCGAAAGAAGAAAUCGGAAGUGACGUCGCGGUCAAAACAAGCCGGGGUUUGGGGGCCUGCAGUGAAUCUGUGGCCGCAGAUGGAAAGGCCCGACUCGCUGUCGGCUGUCGAAGGUAGUCGCGAGGCCUGCGCUCCUACCCAGUCGGUCGGCAUCCGGCCCCUGUCCUCCUGACCCUCCGGCUGUGGGUGAACUAAUUUCCGCAGCGGUACUUGCGCUGUGUUGGGACUUUUCAGGCGGAGCUGGCGGGUGGCGACCGAGCGGACUUCCCUUACUACUCCUGUCCCCUCCAGCGGGCUUCUGUCCUGGGACGCUGGGACACCUGUCGCCCGUGAGGCAUCAUUCAUUUUCAUAGCCCUUCCUGUCCUUGUAGGACAAUUUCAAGAUUAGGAAGAACCAGGGGUCUCCUGUUACUAGGAUCCACCGCGGACUAGCACAGUUGCCCAGUGUGUCUCUCCCUUCAUCCUUGGGCUCUGACCGAUGGAGAUUUUUCAAUAUCUGAAUUCCAAGAACACAGUGGAUACCACUCCUAUAAAAUGAAGAGGAAAUCAUGAAGGAGUGUUUUAAUUAUUGAAACUACAGUUGAAAUCAUGGCUACAUCAGCAAAUCUGGAUAUUGGAGCCCAGCUGAUAGUGGAAGAGUGUCCCAACAGUUACAGUCUAACUGGCAUGCCAGACAUUAAAAUAGAACAUCAGCUGGACUCGAAUGCAGAAGAAGGAUCAGCUCAGGGUGUUGCCAUGGGAAUGAAAUUCAUAUUACCUAACCGAUUUGAUAUGAACGUGUGUUCUCGAUUUGUGAAGUCCUUAAAUGAAGAGGAUAGUAAAAAUAUUCAAGAUCAGGUUAACUCUGACCUGGAAGUGGCAUCUGUUCUAUUUAAAGCUGAAUGCAAUAUCCAUACAUCUCCUUCUCCGGGAAUUCAAGUAAGACAUGUCUAUACUCCCUCUACAACAAAGCACUUCUCACCCAUAAAACAGUCAACUACUUUGACCAACAAACACAGAGGAAAUGAGGUCUCAACCACACCUCUGUUAGCAAAUUCUUUAUCUGUUCACCAGUUGGCUGCUCAGGGAGAGAUGCUCUACCUAGCUACUCGAAUUGAACAAGAAAAUGUUAUCAAUCACACAGAUGAAGAAGGAUUUACUCCUCUGAUGUGGGCUGCAGCACACGGGCAAAUAGCUGUGGUAGAGUUUCUACUUCAAAAUGGUGCCGAUCCCCAGCUUUUAGGAAAAGGUCGAGAAAGUGCACUCUCAUUGGCCUGUAGUAAAGGCUACACAGAUAUUGUCAAAAUGCUGCUUGAUUGUGGAGUUGAUGUAAAUGAAUAUGAUUGGAAUGGAGGGACACCUUUGCUUUAUGCUGUACAUGGAAAUCAUGUUAAAUGUGUAAAAAUGCUCUUAGAAAAUGGAGCUGACCCAACCAUUGAAACUGACUCUGGGUAUAAUUCUAUGGAUUUAGCUGUAGCCUUGGGCUAUAGAAGUGUUCAACAGGUCAUUGAGUCACAUUUACUGAAGCUGCUUCAGAAUAUCAAGGAGUAGACAUAGUCGUCAAGAAGUGUUGUCUGCCCUUCCAUUUACUUUUUGGCUCUUAUAAAUGAUAGUUUUGUUUACUUAAAAUUUUUACCUCAGUUGCAAAAUUUACUGGUUUUAGUAAGUUUUAAUAUUCCUCUGAGUAAUUCACUAGUUUAUAAUAAAAUUAAUGUUGAUGCUUUUUUAUAAAUGUGUUUUAAUGCAUAUUUAAAAUUAUAAAUUAAUGUUUUGUGGCAUGUAAAUUUUUAUGGUACAGAUAGUUAUCUGUCUUUGUAUCAAGUGCUGUAAUUUAAUAUUUUCAAAAAUUAUUCUACCUUGUUCAUCUUCACUCUUGUAUUAACUCAUCGACUUCACACAGGUUUGCUAUAAAUCUAAAGGAAAAAAAUUUGUUAUUGUUGAAUUUAAAAAUGCACAGUGUGAUUGUUUACAAAAUGAUGUUAUAAAUAAAUAAAGUACUUUUUUUUCUGUU